GAGACUCACUCAUCCGCCACUCAGUCGCUCUCCUCAGGGCCAAGGACCCGUUCCUCAGGCGAUCGGGAGCGUACCGCCUCGCCUUCAUUGCCUCCAAUGAUGAGACUCGCAUGAAAAUUGUGGAAGCCGGAGCCCUUCCGCACCUCUUGCUGCUCCUCGAAUCCCCUUUUCACCAGACUGAAGCUACUCCUCAUUCGUCCGACCCUCCUCUUACAAACCCUCCUCCUCUUGCCCCUCCUCCACUCGGCCCCCCUCCUCUCUCUCCUUCUGAGAGGCGCACGGUCAAGGAAGCACUCACCUGCCUUACCCAUCUGGCUCAAUCAG
Molecule: messenger RNA, 324 nt
Organism: Closterium sp. Naga37s-1
Lineage: Eukaryota; Viridiplantae; Streptophyta; Zygnematophyceae; Desmidiales; Closteriaceae
Source: the annotation of a GenBank genome assembly